AUGGUUCUUGAUCAAUACGAAUACAAAGUCGAACGUCAAACUACCCCAACAAAUAUGUGCUGGUGUUGCGUAUCCAAAGAAAAAAGCAAAUGCAAAGCCCGCAUAGUGACUUUCCAUAAUCAUGUGGUUAUUAAACGUAGCGAUCAUAAUCACGAACCGACUUUCAAAGGCGAAUGUCCUAUGGAAUCGAGAAAGGUUCAUAUUUCCUAUGGGAAACCUAGGAAAACUAGGACGAAGAGGUCAAACAGUCAUGAAUCCGAUGUAGAAGACAUCGAAUGA
Ceutorhynchus assimilis (cabbage seed weevil) is the source of this 279-nucleotide messenger RNA. NCBI's taxonomy places the organism in Eukaryota, Metazoa, Arthropoda, Insecta, Coleoptera, Curculionidae. The record is from the annotation of a GenBank genome assembly.